ACUGUUGCAGGAAGUAGACAUCGCUGCUGCACUAGCUACGAUUUCUAACAGAAUACCCACAAAUUCGUUGAGCAUUUUAACGAUGAUGCGAAGACCUCGAACAACAACUGCCAAAGUUGUGGAGAUCAGAGACUCAGACUCCGACUUGUCAUUUUCCCAGACAAUCAGUAGUGAUGAGGAUAUUGAUGAUUGGAGGCCAACAGAGCCAAAGCCAAAAGCCCCCAGCAGGGCGGCCAAAGCUCCUGCAGCAGCUGGGGAGAAGACAGCAGCUGCCAAGAGAACCGCUAAACCAAAGGAGCCAAAAGCACCCAAAGUGCCAAAAGCUCCUAAACCAAGGGCACCACGCAAACCUGCAGCGGCGCGAAAGACACAGACCCCUAAAGUUCUGAAGGAUUCUGGUGCAGCAGUGUUGGCUGGAGCAAAGAGGAAACGUAUUGAUGAAGGCAAAAAAGAUGAUAAGGCUGCAGAAAACAAAGGAGCAAAACAACCUGACCGUCCAGAGGGAGAGAAGGCCGUAGAGAGUGGACCAAGUAUCAGAAUGAAGGAGGAGAGGGUGUCAUUUAUCGUGUCAGACGGCCAUCAGGCAGACAGAUGGGCAGGCGAGGGGUCAUCACUAGCUGGGCUUACAGCAAAGAAGGAGGAAGUGGAGGAGGAGGAUUUCACCUUUGAUGAGCCCUGUCAAAAGAAACAGAAGACCAGUGGCGCCUGCUUGAGACGACCGACUGCUUUAGCAUCAUCAGAAGCAAACACUCUGAGGAAUGAACUAAAUAUGAACUGGGAUUUGAUAGAGCUGCUGUCCACCCUGACAUGUGUGGAGCGAUGGGUGUGUGUAAAUAUCAUUGGGCUGAUUCGUGAGGAGAACACGGUGCCAUUCAUGGUGCGCUACCGUAAAGACAUGAUUAACCACAUGGACGCCGAUGCCGUCCGAGACGUCCAGCUGAUAUUUGAGGAGUUAUGCUCUCUAGCCAAGAAGACCCAGUCUGUGGUUCAGACCCUGAAGAAGGACGGGGUUCUGACAGCUGAGCUGGAACAAAAUCUGAGGAGCUGCCGAUCAGCUGAUGAACUGGAUCACGUGUAUUCUCCCUACAAGAAAGGCAGUAAACUGACGAAGGCUCGCAGAGCCAAAGCACUCGGCCUUGAGGCGGCCGCCUCUGCACUCAUGGACUCACCGAAUACUCUGGACCUAAAGGCAUGGGUAAAACCUGGUACUGAAGGUCUGUCAUCGGUGGAAGAAGUGGUGACAGGUGUGGAGCACAUCUUGGCUGAUAUGAUAGCCAAAGACCCUGAGACCCUCACCUAUGUGAAAACAUUGUGUGAGAACAGCUUUGUGACCAUCCAGUCUUCUGUGUCCAAGUCGGCACUAAAGGAAAAAGAGCAAGAGAAGUCUGUCGAAGGCCACAAGAAACCCGGGGCCCAGCAAAACAAAAACAAGGACAUUGACAAGUUCCACCUCUACGUUGACUUCACCUGCAACAUCCAACGCAUCCAGCCCCAUCAGACUCUGGCUAUAAACCGGGGAGAGAAUCUGAAGAUUUUGACAGUGAAGGUGAACAUUCCCGACAGGUUGAAGAGUGACUUCACUUGGUGGUGCAUCAACAACAGGUGGAGGCCGAAGACAUUGGCAAAAGAAGAGCUUCGUGCAAUCAUCAAGAAUGCUGUAGAGGACUCGUAUAAAAGGCUUAUUCUGCCUUUCCUCACAAGGAGUUACAGGACUAAGCUGACAAGUGCAGCAGAGAAGGAGUCGAUCGCCAUGUUUGUGCGAAACCUCCGGCAGCGGCUGUUGGUCUGUCCAGUGAGGGGCUGUGUCAUCAUGGGGGUGGACCCUGGCUUUAGACAUGGCUGUAAGCUGGCAGUUCUCUCCCCCACUAGUCAGAUUAUUCAUACUGACGUGGUGUACCUGCAUAAUACAGGUCAACAAAGAGAAGCAGAGAAACUGCGCCACCUCAUGACCAAAUACAGCUGUGCCAAGGUUGUGAUUGGUAACGGGACCGCGUGUCGUGAGACAGAGUCCAUCUUCGCAGACCUCAUCUCCAGGCGCUGUUUUCACCCUCUGGACGUGUCCUACUGUAUAACCAGUGAGGCAGGGGCAUCCAUCUACAGUGUGAGUCCUGAGGCGGUCAAGGAGAUGCCAGACAUGGACCCCAACCAUAGGAGUGCAGUGUCCAUUGGAAGACGUGUGCAAGAUCCACUGGCUGAGCUUGUGAAGAUUGAUCCUAAACACAUAGGCAUUGGGACAUACCAGCAUGAUGUGUCUACGGGAGCUCUGAAGGCGGCAUUGGAUGGUGUGGUGCAGGAAUGUGUGAGCUUCGUCGGGGUGGACAUCAACAUCUGCUCCGAGACGCUGAUGAGGCAUGUAGCAGGCCUGAAUGUUGGCAGAGCGCGAAAUAUUGCAGAGUGGAGGGAGCAGAACGGUCCCUUCAACAACAGGGAGCAACUCAAACUGGUCAAAGGCAUGGGGCCCAAGACCUACCAGCAGUGUGCCGGCUUCAUUAGAAUCAACCCGCAGACCCUACACAGCGCCAAGUCUUCACCUCCCCCUGUACCAGAGAAACCGGCGGCUAAGAAGGGCAAAGGAAAGACUACCAACAUUCCGACCUUAUUUAACCCCCUGGACCAGACCUGCAUACACCCAGAGUCCUACCAUGUGGCACAGAGGUUUCUGUCCCUCGUGGGUGGGAGUGCAGACCAGAUCGGGAGUCCAGGCCUGCAACGGUGCGUGGACAGCAAGGUUAGGACCAGCAGUGUCGAGGAACUGGCCAAGACGUUGGACACCACACCUGAGACCCUCAAACUCAUCAUAGACGGCCUCACGCAGCCUCCUGGGUUUGACAUAAGACAAAAUUUUGGACAAGCGGACUUUAAGCGGGGCAUUGUGUCGAUGAGCGAUCUGCGGGUGGGUGCGGUGCUGACGGGCCGGGUGGACAACACGGCUCUGUUCGGGGCUUUUGUAGACAUCGGUGUCGGCCGCGCGGGCCUCAUCCACAAGAGCAACAUCACCCUGGACAAACUGCCUGUGAGCCAGCGCCGCCGCAGCCUGGCGCUUGGACCUGGGGAGCGGGUGGAGGUCCGGGUCCUGAAUCUGGACCCUCAGAGGGGACGGAUCGGGCUGGACCUGAUCAGGAUCCUGCAAUAGAGUCACUUAAUUCCCAUAAUUAAUACUCUGUAUUUGGUUUGGAUUCAUGACACAAAAAGGCAAAUUAUUUCAUGGUGUUUACAGUAAUUAAAAAAGUCAUUUUAACAGACUGUGAAGUGUAUCUAUAGGAAUGGCCCUUCACUGUAAUAUCUUAAUAACACGUGGCGAGAGGUAGACGGGAUGUCGUUUAAAGCACAACAACGCCACCUUAGGAAUUGCACCCAAGGAUUCACUUUUUCCCACACAGUAUCAGGUUUCCUAGGACACUCAGGGUUCAUUAUACAAAUUAGCAGGAGACGUGGUUCCAACACAAAAAUAAUCUUUAUUCGAUUACAAAUUCACCGUACGGUUUAUACACAAAAUACUAAAAGAGCCGUUUAUACAUUUAUUUAAAAGAGUAGGACUGCGGCUUACCAGUGGCGAGGUGGACCAGUGCAGGUGAGGAUCCCAAAAGAGGAGGCACCCCGAUCACACUUUGUACACAACACACACACGUGAGGGUUCUUAACCAGGGGCACACCAAACGACACAGCACACAAGGGAGACACCAACACCUUGGCUUAGCAGCUCCUACAGGGACAAAGGACACAAUUACAAAAAGGCUCUGGUUCUCAGAAAAGAAAAUCAAACAAAAGGAAAAAAUAACAACAGAAAUAGCUCUGGUUGACUGAUCAGCCAGGGGGGGGUGAUCAGUAACCCAAUUAAUAUAAACUUAAAGCCAGAGUGGGCCUUAACAUCCCUGGGCAGAAUACAUGAAAUGGCUCAGGCUAAAAAGAGGUUGUUCUCAUUAAAACAAGGGUGCUGCUGGCAGCAAACAGCACAAGACGGGGGCGCAGUGCUGACAAUAGCAGCGUCAGACCCUUAGCGACACAGCGCAGGUCAGGGUAGACGAACCCAAAAAGCCAUUACGACACGGUCGUUGGCAAAACACCGGUAAGCAAAACAGCAGCGUCCUUGAAUGGAAGCAGAGUUAGCUGUAGCCGUUUUCUGGCAGCGUUCCGCUCAAACCCAACCAAAAGUCCCCUGUGAUACGGGAUGACACAUAAUUAAUAAUAAUAAUAAUAAUUAGCACCAAAGUAUAUAAACUAACAGAAUAAAAUCACCUUAUCGAUCAGGCAAUAUUCAGCAGCUCCAGAAGGGGGGAGGAGGGCAUGUAGCGUAGCUACCGGCAGCUAUACAAGCAAGACACGGUCACUAACAGGACACCAUAGUACAAUCACAUCAGGACCUAAUUGAGACUCACCGACAGAUCCGCAGGUGAGUCACCUGUACAGGACGAGGGGAGACCCAGAGACAGUCUGCAAAAUGACAGAAAGCCAAUAAACACCGGAACAGCAUGACCGAGAGAAACAAUGCUGCUGCAUUCCUGCACAGUGGCUGAUGUCCGGCAGACCGGAAGUGGGACACGCGUUUGACGUCAGGAGGGAGCUAAGGGAAUCCCCGUCGCAUUUAUAUCAUGCCUGCCCAUCUCAUCUCAGAAUGGCUGUUACAAGUCCAGUGAGACAAAAGCCAAACUUUCUCACAGUUAUGUUCAUUGCUGGGAGACUUUAUUUCCCCUGCAGUCGUCUUCUCAGGUCGUACUUAUUCUCAGCCUCAUUAUGCUCCUUGUGCGUCACUUGGAGUGCUACUUCAUAUCUAACACUAAGCCCGAUCCCCUGAUUCAAGACAAAAGUGUCUCUUUUUGCCCAUCAACUUCCUGCACACACUGCCGUCUUCUGGUCAGUAGAGAAGACUCAUUGAGAGGGAACACAGAAUUAUUUGCACUUUAGCAGUAGACUGCUUCAUAUUUGAUCUGCCAUUGUUUAUCUUUUAUGAAUAUAAAGUUACUUAAAUAAUAUUCACUUAUUGUUCACAUACUUCAACUCUUCAAGAAAUGCUUUGUUUGGUACUGCUCUGAACAGCUUGUAAAGACACUUGUUUGUAUCUUUGUUAUUGGAAGCAGACUUUGUUUCGUGUUUGUGGACACAAACCAACUGAGGAACAUGUAAUCUUAAACAGAUUCUAAACUGUCAAAAGGACUGGCUUCAUCUGCAGAUGAGAUUUUGACAUUAAAGAUAUUUCCUGUGUCCUAUAUUUUCUCAAAAUGACAAAUUCAGCGAACGGUGCACUCAGCAGUGGGAUCUGAUUCACACCGGAGAGGAGCGGCGUGGAGGAGAAUUGAAAAGUAGGAGGAUGGCAUGAAGCGGGGAGAAAAGGAAGGUGGGAGAAAUAGAGGAGCGGAUGUGUUGAGUGAUGGAAAGAGGAAAGACGCCAGUUUAAAAAACAAGUUUUUCUUCCAGAGAACAGGAAAAUGUGAGAAGACAGAA
Messenger RNA from Anarrhichthys ocellatus (wolf-eel), 5439 nucleotides. It is a transcript of the gene srbd1, whose product is annotated as S1 RNA binding domain 1. The coding region runs from base 83 to 3133 and encodes 1016 amino acids. Lineage: Eukaryota; Metazoa; Chordata; Actinopteri; Perciformes; Anarhichadidae. The record is from RefSeq and is a predicted model, not a curated record. The transcript has 21 exons. Gene Ontology annotation, biological process: nucleobase-containing compound metabolic process; translation. Gene Ontology annotation, molecular function: mRNA binding; structural constituent of ribosome.